AAUCGGAACCGCGUGUAAGUCGAAUUAGAAUAGCUUCAGCUUACCAGUUCCAACGAAAUGAGUUGCCGUUGCUACUAUGUUGGACCAGAUGGGGAAUCUUACAAUCCAUCCUUGAAGGCACCGAAAACAUUUGACGUUGAAAAGGACUGCAUUGCGUUGCGCGAAGCCAUGAAGGGCAUGGGGACGGAUGAAAAUACUAUCAUUGAUAUUCUUGGUCAUCGCAAUACGGAACAACGCCUGAAGAUUCGCGACCACUACAAGACUAUGUACGGAAAGGACUUGAUCGAAAAGCUGAAGGGAGAACUCACUGGAAACUUCGAAAGGCUGGUUGUAAUGCUGCUGACCGAUGGACCGACGAUCAAGGCAAAAGCUCUGUACGACGCGAUGAAGGGUGCUGGGACGAAAGAAUCCGUGAUAAUUGAGAUUCUGUGCACUGCAAGCAAUGAUGAAAUUGCGGAAAUCAAACAGGCAUAUGAAAAUUUGAUCUUCAAUUGCAUUGCAUUUCUGUGUUCUUCCAUAGAUUCAUCCCUCGAACAAGAUGUCAGUAGUGAUUUGAGUGGAUGUUUCAAGCAUUUUGUGACUGCGUUAUUACAAGGCAAGCGGGACGAGGUGACUGAUGAACAAUUUGAGCGGAUGAAGAAGGAAGGGGUUUCCAGUAUCUUGGACAUGGCCAAAGUAGGCCAAGAUGUGGCUGACAUCUACGAUGCCGGUGUUGGGAAGCUGGGCACUGACGAAUCUGUAUUUAUUCGACUCCUCGCCGGCCGGAGCAUCUGGCACCUCCAGGCUGUCUCAAAAGCAUAUGAAAAGACUACUGGCCACUCGCUGAUGGAGGCGAUUGAUUCGGAGACCUCAGGCGAUUUCCGCGAUGCUUUGAUGUUGACAUUAUGUGCCUGUAUCCUACGUCUACGAGCGUACUCGGAUCUUCUAGCAUGUUCUAUGGCCGGCCUUGGGACAAACGAUUCCUCACUUAUGCGAAUCAUUGUCACCCGAUGCGAGAUUGACUUGAAAGAUAUCAGCCUGCAAUUUGAAGCAGAUCAAGGCAAGUCGUUGGCUCAGUGGAUAAAGGAAGACACCUCGGGAGAUUAUUGCAAACUACUCCUGACUCUCUUGGGUGAAGAAUAGCUGGCGGACUUACCUACAUUCGCAGCAGCCAGACAUUAUCAUUUUUCAUUUUGCUUUACUGGAAUCUGAAUGACAGGCAAGGCCGUUCUCCCUGUAAUGCGUAAAAUAUCUUAAAUGAUCUCUCUGCUGUUUCUGCUAUGUGGAUAAAUUUUUGAAAUAAAAUGAUUGUUCCAUUUACG
Molecule: messenger RNA, 1301 nt
Organism: Opisthorchis viverrini
Lineage: Eukaryota; Metazoa; Platyhelminthes; Trematoda; Opisthorchiida; Opisthorchiidae
Exons: 9
Coding region: 58-1122 (354 amino acids)
Cellular component (GO): cytoplasm
Molecular function (GO): calcium ion binding; calcium-dependent phospholipid binding
Source: RefSeq, a predicted model, not a curated record